AUGAACGCGAUCCAGCAAAAAUGUCGACCGAAGCACCAAGUGCUGGUCCUCAAGUGUUACCCAAGGACCAACAAGGGCGCUGUUGAUGUCAAGCCGAACUCUAGCGAACUGAGCUACCUGCUAUUUUAUGCUACCUCCCGCCGUUCCAAGAUUCAGAAGAUUGGCGCCUUCUUGGAGAAGAAGACGGCAAGCGAUGUCUGGCGGCAGCGCAUCGGAAAUGUGCAAGUCACCCUUCGAAUCCUCACGGCACUGAUCGAAAAGGCCCCCAAGGACCUGCCGCUCGUAGCUCCGAAUGUACUCAAAAUCCUCGACCUCAUCCUCGGAUCCAAGGACAUCACCAUGGUCGAAUCCUCCAUACCUACCUUUGAGGCGUUUUGCGAAAAUCACGAUGCCUCGUCCUCCUUUGCAGACCAAGCUUAUCUCGCCCAGUACGAAUCGAUCGUUCGCACCUACGCUUCGCUUGCCUCGACCCGCGAAAACCCUGGGAAAGGAGCUUCUAGCAAGCCUGUACUGAUGCGGUGGAGGAGCGCUGGCCUCGAAGCAAUCAGGAGCGUUUCCUCUUCGGAAGCUCUAUCGACUGUCACUGGUCGCCAGUUCGACGUUAUCGUUCCCGUUAUUUUGGACAACCUAUGGUGGGAUGACGACGAGCUGCUCGACACGCUGCUGUCGCGCAUACAGAUGGAAGAAAAAGUGCAGGCAGAGAAGCUUCGCCGUAGGACGAGCGUCGCGACUGUGGAAACCAACGAUACCGGCGACGCAAACCCCAUUGCUCUCACAGGCACUGCUCACGAUGUAGACAGGCUGGCGGAAGAGGACGUUGGUGUGCUCGCCAUGCAGUGCCUGAAGCAGAUAUUUGUGACGCCAAACCGACCACAGAUUCAUUCCGCGACUGGUGCUCUUAUUCAAUUCAUCGAGGAUCGCGUCGCAAAUGGAAACACAGUCGUCAAGCCGGACGAGAAGCUAGGCCAGGAUCACGGGUGGGCAAUAAGCAUGUACAGCGCAAUCGCGAGAUGGGCGCCUGUACAGGACCGCUAUGUCAUUCUGGUGACGGCCAUGGAUCAUCUGUCGAAAGCACCUGUCAAGGACGACAACCUCAAGCUCCAUCUAUCGUUGACGGCCAUGAUUGGGUCUCUGCUGCGUUCCGACGUCAACCUGAUUGGGCUGAGCGCCAUGGACGUCUUGCUCGGUCUCGUCCAGCACAUGAAGAAACUCAUUCAGCUGCCAGGAGGCUUUGGGAGAACUGAAGGAGAGCCCGAAGAAGUAGUCUCUACCCUUCAAGGAUCCGGCGACGUAUUCGCUCAGCGAAGAGAACUCCUCGAGCGAAUUCAACUUUGCAUUGGAGACUUGGCGACACAUGUCUACUACGCAGACCAGAUUUCGGACAUGAUUUCGACGAUCCUUCUCCGACUUAAGCCGUCCAAAUCCUCAAGUACCAGCUCGUCGCCCCAAGCCGAAGCCUCUGAGCAGCCCCCCUCCGAUGAGAUGACUGCCAGCCAACCUCAGCUGGAAACGUACCUUUCCCGUAACGUUGGCAAGACCGCUGCCUUGAAGGCCAUCAAGAACAUAUUCCUCAUUGCAAACCCACGUGCACAGAUGUCCGGCAACUUGAACUUGUCGAGAAACAAGGUUCCUCUUCAAGUUUGGGAGAACACGCACUGGCUUCUGCGGGAUCCAGAUGGCGAGGUCAGAAAAGCCUACGCCGAUGCGCUUCUGACCUGGCUAGACCGCGAGACGACAGCGGCGGAUUGGAAGGCGCGGGACGAAAGCUCUCAACACCACCGGUCUUCUCUGAAGAACAGUCGCGAGCUUCAACCCGCCAAUGUUGCUCAACGAGCCGCAUCCAACGCAUCCAACCGCGAGAAACCAUCGAGGCACCGCUCACACUUUCUCCAACUUCUCCAUAUUGCAAUCUACGACAACGCGUUGCAAUAUGUUGACUAUGACCCGGAUAUUGUUCUUCUUCACGUGCUGCUUACGAAGCUUGUGUCCCAGUUAGGUGUCAACGCAGUCCAGUACGGAUUGCCAAUGGUAUUCCGUCUCCAGGAGGACAUUCCAGACGCAGAGCUGCCAGUUCAAAAGGUUCGCCUGGGCAGUCUUUGCCACGGAUAUUUCUGGGCAGUGACCGAGAAGUUCGACAUUGAGAACUCUGCCGUGGGACGUGCCAUCACCAAUGAGGUCAUUCGAAGACGCAGCAAGCAUUUCUGGACUGAGGGUGUGGCUAUCCCUCCGCCAGCCCUGGAGCUCCUCGGAACGCCUGGAGUUCCCAAGUUGCAGACCAAGCUGCCUGCCACAGAAGUCGAGAGUGAAGCGUUGCUGCCAUUCGAUGACCGCGCAUCGUUUGUAGAGAGCAUCGCUGUGAGCUAUGCGGACACAAGCAUCUCACCGCCGAGUAGUCCUCCUCAAUCUCCUGGUCGGAACUUUUCGCAUCCCAUCCUUAGCACCUCGAUUUCAACAACGCCCGCGGCGCCCGGUUCGGAGCUGCCCACAGCUUUCCGCGAGCACAUGCUGACAGACUGGUCAAGAGAUGCGGCUAUGCUAGCCUUGCAGGCGGGAAGCAAGUCAGAGUCGCUAGCUGGUUCGAAAAGCGGCACUAUGGGAACCAACCGACACCACCUGACUGUUAAUGGCGCUAAUGGGCAUGGACAAACGGGAGAGUCUUCACCGCUUGGCAGCCAGCGAAACCUUCGUCCAAACUCAUCCCAGGUUGCCGGGGGCUUGUCUCCCAUGAGCAAGCUGCGAAAAUCCAGUGUCCGAAGUGGCGUUUCGCCCUCACCGUCGGAUUCGAGCCGAGGUGUAGUUACAUCCAUUGAUCAACUCAAGAUGGUCUUGACGGGCCAGGUGCCGGCGACACCCAUUGGCACGUCAGCAGGCGUGCGCCAUGACAGUGACAGCGACAGCAUGGUCAGCUACGACUUUACCCCGUCAGAGCUCAGCUUCAACCCGGCGACAUCUCAGCCAGAAAACGGCGAUGGAGCCUCUCUUGGACGGCAGAGGUCUUCAUCGGCAUCACGCAAGGGUGGGCCGCUCAACUCCAACCCUUUGUACGAGCAUAACGAAGACGAGGACGUUCCACCGGUGCCGCCAUUGCCCGGUCACAUUGGGCGUACCAUCACAAUGAAGCCGUCAACACGCAUCCCGCUGCGCCUUUUUACAGCGACGUCGUCGCCAUUGGCUUCGUCAGCCAGACGGUCGACCUGCGCCGCUGCUGCCUUCAAUGCGCGCGCCAUCUCGACGACGCCCCUCAAGCCCGCCGAGGUCGCGCCCGUGGUCGGCACGGGACCGCCGCCGGAACCGCCCAUUGCUGACAUCGCCGCCGAGGACCGGGCAGCGGCGGCGCGGAUCCGUGUCGAGAGGAGGAAGAAGCAGGCCGAGAUGCUCAAGCACGCCAAGCGGAUCCGGACGUCGGCCGAGGCCAAGUCGAGUGCGCCGGGGGCUUUGAAGAGGAGGUUUUGGAAUGAUGUCAGUGUGCAGGAGGUAGAUGGUGCCCUCCAAGUCCACCUCGACUCCCGUCCCCUCCGCCACCCCAACACCAAGGAAAUCAUCCGCCUCCCGCCCUCGAAGCAGCACCUCGCCUCGGCCCUCGCCAUCGAAUGGGACCUCAUCACCUCGGCCGAGCAGGCGACGAAGCAGCACCUGAUCCCCCUGACCUCGCUCAUCUGCCGCGCCAUCGACAUCGCCGCCGACGACGCCGCCAACGACGGCGCGAUCCGGGAGCACGUGGCCAACACGCUGAUGCGGUACCUCGACACGGACGCGAUGCUCUGCUGGGCGCCGCCCGCGGGCGCGACGGACACGCGCAACGACGCGGGAGAGUCGCUGCGCGACGUGCAGAAGAGGACGGCGGACGCCGUGGUCGGCGCCUUGACGGGGCGGGUGUGGCCCGGGAUUGAGAUCCAGCCGGUGCUGGACGGGCAUAGCAUCGUGCCGCAGAGGCAGGCGGAGGGGGUGAGGGAGGUUGUGCAGGGUUGGGUUAUGGGGCUUGACGCGUGGGAGCUGACGGGGUUGGAGAGGGCCGUGUUGGCGGGGAAGAGUCUUUUGGGGGCGGCGAGGUUGGUCGUGGAGUGGAGUGAGGGCCCUGUUGGGGAGUAUCGCGAUAAGAAUGGGAAGGGGGGCAAGUUCGGUGUCGAGGAGGCUGCUACGGCGUUGAGCUUGGAGGUUACGUGGCAGACUGGGGCGUGGGGCGAGGUGGAGGAUACGCAUGAUGUUGAGAAGGAGGAUUUGAGGAGGCAGUUGGGGAGUGUUGUGUUGCUUGUUUCUGGUACGAACCGGAAGUGA
Molecule: messenger RNA, 4275 nt
Organism: Colletotrichum costaricense
Lineage: Eukaryota; Fungi; Ascomycota; Sordariomycetes; Glomerellales; Glomerellaceae
Exons: 4
Coding region: 1-4275 (1424 amino acids)
Biological process (GO): protein localization to plasma membrane; proton-transporting ATP synthase complex assembly
Cellular component (GO): plasma membrane
Source: RefSeq, a predicted model, not a curated record